AUGUCUGAGAAGAAGAAACAAGACGUUUACUUUGAUGUGUAUGCAAAUGACGAGAGCCUUGGGAGAAUUGUAAUGAAGCUUGCCGAUGAUAUUGUUCCAAAGACUGCCGAAAACUUCAGGGCACUUUGCGAGAUGCCCGAGGGAAAGGGAUACAAGAAUUCCACCUUCCACAGAAUAAUUCCUGGGUUUAUGAUUCAAGGGGGAGAUUAUACUGCACAUAAUGGAACCGGAGGAAAAAGCAUCUACGAGACUGGGAAGUUCCCUGACGAGAACUUUGUCCUGAAGCAUUCAAAGGCAGGGAUUCUUUCAAUGGCAAACUGUGGGCCUCACACAAAUGGAUCUCAGUUCUUUAUAACCUUGGAGGAGACGCCAUGGCUUAAUGGAAAGCAUGUUGUGUUUGGCGAGGUGGUUGAAGGAAUGGACGUUGUGCACAAAAUAGCCAAGUAUGGAUCCCAAACCGGCCAGGUCAGAAAAGGAUAUAAGAUUGAGAUAAGAGAUUGCGGUGUUCUCAAGGAAAAUUAA
Messenger RNA from Encephalitozoon intestinalis ATCC 50506, 522 nucleotides. RefSeq names its product peptidyl-prolyl cis-trans isomerase. Lineage: Eukaryota; Fungi; Microsporidia; Unikaryonidae. The transcript has a single exon. Gene Ontology annotation, biological process: protein folding; protein peptidyl-prolyl isomerization. Bases 1 to 522 code for a protein of 173 amino acids. Gene Ontology annotation, molecular function: peptidyl-prolyl cis-trans isomerase activity. The record is from RefSeq and is a predicted model, not a curated record.